Lates calcarifer (barramundi perch) is the source of this 4580-nucleotide messenger RNA. Its product is annotated as coiled-coil domain-containing protein 136. Lineage: Eukaryota; Metazoa; Chordata; Actinopteri; Centropomidae. The transcript is spliced from 9 exons. The record is from RefSeq and is a predicted model, not a curated record. Gene Ontology annotation, cellular component: acrosomal membrane. The coding region runs from base 963 to 2150 and encodes 395 amino acids. Gene Ontology annotation, biological process: single fertilization; acrosome assembly.
AUCUAUUGAUUUAAUCAUCAGUCACUUCAGUCACACAUUUACACAGAACCAGGUGAUAAUCACACAGUGGGAAGAUUAAAUAUCAGUCACUUUAAAAAUGUUUAUUCUGAAAAAAAGCUGCAGAAGUCAUCAGGUUUCUGUUUGGAUCAGUGAGCUUCACUCUGUUUCUCUGACCUGAACCACACUGUAGCUGGUUACAGGUAUUUAUUAAGACUGUCCAGUAUCUGUGUUAUUCCAUGUGAGGAUCUGAGGUUUUUCUAUGCUUCAUGUUUAAACUGCACAUUUUACAGAUCAGUUAAUUUAGUAAUGAAUCAUUAAAUUAAGAGAGUAACUGCAGGAUGAAAUGAUAAAUCACUAAAGAUCCUUGUUGUUUGCAGCUCUGACUGACAUUUCUACUCUCUGCAGGGAUAACACACCUGUGUUUGUGCCAGGAAACAGUUAAUAAAUCACGUCAUGGAGGAUGAUUGUGUAUUCAUGUCAUGGCCGCCGUCUGUCUGUAACAUGCAGUGACGUUGCUCUGCAUCACGCAGAGAGCAGAGCUGAUGCUGAGGAGGAAAUAUAGGACAAGAGGAGGAGGAGGAGGAGGUCUGCAGUCAGCACACACAGAGGAAGCUGAGCUGCAGCAGAGUCAGGAACCUGCAUCAUCUCAGCAUCAGUCGUCUCUCAGCUCCAGGAGGAUGAAGGGGCUGCAGCGGCUCGCUCUGCCCGGAGCGUGAGGAGGAUUCCUGGGCUCCGUCUGCCUCCCCCCUCCCCCCCCGUGGAUCUCUGAUCCUCCCCCCUCUGUCUCUCUGCAGCAGCUUCUCCUCCCCCCUCAGCUGACAACAUGGACGGACUCCGGCUGCCCCCCGUCAUAGAGGAGGUCCUGGAUCCAUCUGACGAACUGUGCGAGCUGAAGGUGGAGAAGCCGAUCAUGUUGGCAGAAACUCUGACGGCCAAAGAGAGGGAGUCUCUGGAGGAAAACUAUGACAAGGAGGAGGCGGUGGGAGACGGAGAGAAAGGCCAGCAGGAGGAGGAGAAGGAGAAAGGAGGUGAAAGAGGAGAAGGGUGAGGAUGAAGAGCGAGGAGGAGGAGGAGUGAAGGAUGAAGAGGAGGAGCUGGAGGAGCUGAGAGCUCAGGUGUUACAGCUGCUGCUGGAGCUGGAGGAGACGAGGGAGGUUUCCCAGAGACACGAGGAGAGUUUCCUGGAGCUGCAGGGUCUGUUGGAAGAGGAGCGACUGGCGAGCGCCCACCAGGCCGAGAGCUUCACCAGACAGAUCCAGAGACUGCAGGCCCAGCUGCGGUCGGUGCAGGAGGAGAUGGACAGCCUGGAGGAGGAGAAGGAGAGCGAGCUGGAGGAGGUGCAGGAGGAGCUGCGUUCGGCUCAGGAGGAGGUGCUGGUGUUGCAGCAGGCGGCCGAGGAGGCGGCGGCGGAGCGGGAGAACGACAUCGCCUCCCUGCAGGAGGAGCUGUGUCGGCUGAGGGCGGAGCUGCAGCGUCUCCACGCCACAGCGCAGGAGUACGAGCUGGAGAUCACGACGCUGAGAGCCGAGAUCAACAUGAAGAGCCGCAACACGGAGACGCACACACAAGGUGAGGUGAGUCAGCUGAAGGACGAACUCCUCUCUCUGACGGACGAGCGUCAGACUCUGACCGAUGUCAACAAAGAGCUGAGCAGCAAAGUGGAGCAACUGCAGCAGCAACGAGACGCGUGUGAUGACGUGUACCUGGCAGUCAGAGUGGAGGGCGGCACCGAGCACGAGCAGGAAGACCAGGUGAAGGCGGACUCUUACAUCACUCUGUCUCAGUCCGGUCCCGAACACCAGGACCAAGCCCCAGAAGAUCCGGACUCGUCCUCGGUCCAGGAGACGGUCUGCAGCUCGGAGCUUAGCGUCCUGAAGGUUCAACUGAGGGAAGCCGAGGAGACAGCUCAGAAAGUUCAGAGAGAGUGUGACGGUUUAAAGGGCGAGCUGGCCGAGCUGCAGCAGCUGUACGACAGCAGCCAGCGGGAGCGGGCAGCGCUCGAGCAGGAGCUGCAGCGCUGCAAGGCCGAGCUGCAGAAGCUGGUGGGCAGGAAGUCACAGACUGACACUGAAGGCUGGAACCUGGCGGUGGCGGCGGUCGCUGUGGCAGCCAUCGCAGUUCUGGUCAUCCCCAGCUUCACCAGGGCCUGAGGGGGACACUGGGAACUCUGGGAACUCUGUGAGAUUGUGCCGUCACCCAUCCUAGCGCUGCCCUCAUACAUGUUGCUGUCCUGAUGUCUGCUUGUCGCAUCGCUCUGUUGUGUGGGACGGCGCUGCCACUGCGGUUUGACCCUGAACGCCACAGAUGUCAGUGAGUGCUGGAGGGAAAAGCAGAGAGAUUGUUUAAUUCGCAGUCGUCCAUAAAGACUCUUUAACUCUGCAGGUCUGUACAGUCGGUCACCACACAGAAACAUCCACGUCCACAAACACAAAGCUUCUCCAUCUAUAAAGAUUAUUCAGAUAAAAGCUUUUUAUCUUUAUCAGUGUAACAUGUAAUCAAUAAUCAGUUUAGUAAUCCAUCACAUUUUCUGUCGACAAAUUUCAGUUUUAAAAUUCUUUGCCUUAUGUUUCCAUUGUGGAUUAAAAGAAUAUUUUGCACUCGCUGAGUUACACUGAUGACGGAGAAAAUGGUAGCAGAUAAAACUUGAUUGUUUAGUGUUUUUAAUAUUCUGCUUCAGUCCUGCUUAAUGCUGUAUAUUAUCAUGUGUUUGUCCAAAAAAUGCUGUUCAACAGGUUCGUUUUGUAGCAUGAGGAGGGAAAAAAUAAUUAAAUCAGCUUUAUUUUACCUACCUUAUCCCUUUAUAGACCAACUUAAGACGUCUGUAUUUCUAUGUUCAGAGUGAAACAAAAGUAGUGUGUAAUUCUAGAAGUAAAAAAGCACUUUUUUAAACCUUAGAGAGAUAUUUGUUGGAGAUAAAUCAUUUCAGAGAGAUUAUUUGUAUUGACUGAUUUCACUGUGCCAGUUUUAAGCUGAGAUUGUGCCAGAGUUGCUUAAAUUUGAAGAGUUUUUGCACAGUGUGGUUUAACAGUUAGUUUACAGAUGUUUCUCAUUGUUUUGGUUCUGUUUUCUUUGGGAAAAGCUGAAAGAGCAGUGUAUGUUGUAGAGAAUAUGUUAGGAAUGAGAUUCAUGUUAGAGCUACUGUUGGUAAAAAUGUACAUGUAUUUUAUUUAUAUAAAAGAAAGACAUGAAAGAUGAGCCCAUUCAGACAGGAUUAAUGUUUUUCACAGCAGAUAAUCACUAAUGUAAAUGAUAAACUGAAGAGGACCCAGUCUAGAGCCCUGUGGGACACCGUCACCACUGGUUUCUGAAUCUGGAACUGUUUUCUGCUUCAGCUCCACCUGAAAGAUGGCCAUAUAACCAUUUAAUGAGCUGUUUAAGAGGAGGAAAGAGAACAGAAGAACAUUUGUUUCCAGCAGAAAAUAAGAAAUAGGAGGAUAAAUCCUGUCUGAAUGGAGCUGUAGAAAUGUUAUACUGGUAAAAUCUCAAACCCCAAAGAGAAAUCAGUCUUUAUUCCAAACCUUUACAUCUCAGUUCAUCAUCUGUGAAUGAUGUCUCAGAUCUUCCUUUUUCUGUGACGGGUCAGAACAAACAUUUUCUUUUGUUCUGAUUUUGUAGCUUUAAAUCUUUUUAUUGGGGACGAUGAACUCCCUCCUUCCUCUUCCUCUUUUUGCACAUAGACCAGUUUCAGUCUUUAAAUGAUUUAUGUUUACAUUUCAGUGGCGACCAAAUAUAAUCAGAUGUUUAAAUGACUGUGAUCCUGUUUAGGUUGGAAUCAGGUUUUUAUGUUUAAAUUGUUUAAACUGUUUGUCUUGAUUUGUGAUGAUGGUGCAUGAGACCUUUUUAUCUAAUAAUUGUUAUCAGACAUUCCAGUUUAUUUACAGUUUAUGAUGCUGUUGAAUCAUAUAGAAAAAUAUCUGAGACACUGUAGUGAAUGAAAAAAGACUGAACUGUGAUGAUGGAUGAAGUGGCAUUAAUGUGACAGAGCAGGAUUUUAAUGAACUGUAGGAAUUUAAACUGAAUUAAAUCACAUUAGAAUUAUUUAUUUAGUAUUUAAUGAUUAGCAGCAGGACUUUGAUUUGUGGUUAUAACUGGUCCUGUCUUGAUCUAAAUGAUAAAUAGCAUGUGUUAUUAAGACCUAUGUACAGUUUGUGCAUGACGGUUAAACAUGUAGUUAACGAGAUUAUUUACUAAAGGAUAAACAAAUAGAUUCUGUAAAUAACAUCACACUAUGGUUGGUGUUUUGGUUAAAGAAGUGACUGGAUCAGAUUGAUAUUUAUUAUUUUUACAGGGUUUUAAUUGUAAUGUUUGGAAGCCCAUUUCCAUCAGCAUUAUAAUAUGAAUGAGACAGAUUUAAAAGGAAUCAAAACAAUAAGACACAAAAUCAAAAUUUUGACUGGUUAAUUUACUAAAUGUAUGGAAGACCAUUUCUGCCAGAAAAGAGAAAAAUAAAUUAAUAUAAUAAAAUAACAAUCAUAUAAAAAUAAUUUUAACUCAUUAAGUUGAAAUUAAUAAUACAUUUUGACUUACAUACUAUCCCGUCAUUUUUAAGUAGUGAGUCAAAUGUGACUUAUUGUCUUAUA